Eucalyptus grandis is the source of this 3856-nucleotide messenger RNA. Its product is annotated as pentatricopeptide repeat-containing protein MRL1, chloroplastic. NCBI's taxonomy places the organism in Eukaryota, Viridiplantae, Streptophyta, Magnoliopsida, Myrtales, Myrtaceae. The record is from RefSeq and is a predicted model, not a curated record. Gene Ontology annotation, molecular function: protein binding.
CCUCCACUCCUCGUCCUUCCCCAUUUAUCCACUCUCUCUCUCUGUUCUUUCUCUCUCUGCAGCAACUGCAACUGCAACUGCAACUGCAACUUCGAAGCUCGGAAGCUCCAUGGAAGCGAGCUUCGCCGCGAAGCCGCAGGCGCUGGUCCUCGCGCCGUGCGCCUCCCUAUCUCACCCCGUCUCCCCGGCCGCCAGGCUCAGCUUCGUCCGGACGCGGUUCCUCGGGAGCUCCCACCACCUGCGGCCCCCCGGCUCCCCCCUCCGCUCCCGGCAGCGGUGCCCGCGGCUGCGGCUGCUCCGGUUCCGCUCCCACCCGCUCGUCGUCGGCGCGUCCGGGGCCUCGGGCGCGGUGGUCGUCGUGAUCGCUGUCCUCACCGUCUCCGCCGUCUCUCUCUUCUUCUUCGAUCUCUACGCCAGGAGGAAGAGCGGCAAGCGGGUUACGGGGGAAAGAUAUAUUGCUGACGAGAAAUGUGGAAAGAUUCAAGGUCUACCACAAGAAAGACUAGAAGAAAGAUGUGUCUUAGAGGAAGAACAGCUGCUGAAUUCUAUAGAAUCUACUUUAGCCGGUGAAGAGAUUCCUGUGACAAGUUUAAAGUCUGCCCCCUCCAAAAUUUUUGCCUCUAAUGGAAAUGUAGUAUUCUCCAGUGAAAGAAAUUUUGAAGACUGCUCUCAUUCAGCUGUGCUUACUGAGUCAAAGGCAUUGCAACCGCUUGCCGUUGCUAGUGGGUUGAUAGAAUUGCAAUCACGAGAAGAUAAAAUGGAUGAAAAAUGUGAUGCAGACUCACCUGAACUAGGGGUGGACUCACGGGUUGCUGCUCCUAAUCAUGGUUGUGAUGUGCAUGAAGCAGUUGAACAGAAUGAUCAAAUAGAAUCUAGGGAGCCUGAACCUGCUAGCUACAAAAGCUUUUUCAUGGAAGCUGCGAGAAUGGAGCUGUAUACAUUUUAUGAGCCAAAGCAGUCAGAAAUGGGAAAACGAAGCAGCUUGAAUUUGCCAGGAAGACCAGCGGCUUCACAAGGCACUGUUCUCGAUGUAAAUGGGCUUUCUGCAUUGACAAGGCACAUGAUAUCCAGAGAAGAGAAAUUGUCGAUGCAUGAUUCUAUCGUCACCACUGAAGAUGGUGAAGGUACAGUACCUUUAUCAUGUUAUAAUGGAGUAUCUUCUGGCAAGAGAAAAGGCAUUGAAGAUCGCAGAGAAUUAUCUAGCAGCAAGGAUGUUAAAAACAUCCAACCCAACAAGUCUAUGGAGCUACCUGCAUUGCCUCACCCUAAUGGCAUUUGUGUCAACAAAAGACACCAUCUUACUAAGCAUUCAAGUCCCUAUAAUCAUUUACUGAAACAGGGCAGGAUAACCGACUGCAUAAACUUGCUUGAGGACAUGGAAAAGUCGGGCACCCUUGAUAUGAGCAAGAUAUAUCAUGCAAGGUUUUACGACAUGUGCAAAGGUCGUAAGGCUGUUGACGAAGCCUUCCGAUUUACCAAGUUGAUCUCUAACCCAACCUUGAGUACAUUUAACAUGCUGAUGUCUGUAUGUACAAAUUCUCUGGAUUCAGAGGGUGCUUUCCGAGUUCUACAAUUAGUUGAAGAGGCUGGACUGAAGGCUGACUGCAAACUUUAUACUACUCUUAUUUCAACUUGUGCGAAGUGCGGGAAAGUGGACAGAAUGUUUGAAGUGUUCCAUGAGAUGGUUAAUUCUGGGAUUGAACCGAAUGUUCAUACUUAUGGGGCGCUUAUUGAUGGUUGUGCCAAAGCUGGACAAGUUGCUAAGGCCUUUGGUGCCUAUGGUAUUCUGAGGUCUAAGAAUGUGAAGCCAGAUCGAGUGGUAUUUAAUGCACUGAUUACUGCUUGCGGACAAUCGGGAGCUGUGGAUCGUGCCUUCGAUGUCUUAGCAGAGAUGAGGGGUGAGACACAUCCAAUAGACCCUGAUCACAUCACUGUAGGUGCACUGAUUAAGGCAUGUUCAAAUGCAGGUCAGGUUGACCGGGCAAAAGAAAUAUACAAAUUGAUGGAUGAGUAUAAGAUCAAGGGUACUCCAGAUGUUUACACUAUCGCUAUUAAUAGUUGCAGCCAGACUGGUGAUUGGGAAUUUGCUCUGAGCGUGUACAAUGACAUGAAAAAGAAAGACGUGGUUCCUGAUGAGAUUUUUCUCAGUGCAUUAAUAGACGUUGCAGGGCAUGCUGGGAGGGUUGAUGCUGCAUUUGAUAUUCUAGAAGAAGCAAGGACUUGUGGGAUGCAUCUUGGAAUUAUAUCAUACAGUUCUUUGAUGGGUGCUUGCUGUAAUGCAAAAAGCUGGGGGAAGGCUUUAGAGCUAUAUGUGGAUAUGAAGUCUAUCAGGAUAAAGCCGACAAUCUCAACAAUGAAUGCUUUAAUCACUGCCUUAUGUGAAGGGGAUCAGCUUCCAAAAGCAAUGGAGAUAUUCUAUGAUAUGAAGAGGCUAGGAUUAUCCCCUAACACCAUCACAUACUCAAUACUCCUAGUGGCAAGCGAAAGAAAGGAUGACACUGAAACUGGCAUUGCGCUCUUUUCACAAGCUAAAAAGGAUGGGGUUGCUCCUAAUAUUACCAUGUGUAGAUGCAUGAUCGGAAUGUGUCGUUGGAGAUAUGUGAAGGCAUGCACUCUUGGGGAGAAUGUUUUAUCUCUUAACUCAGGACGGCCACAAGUUGACAAUAGAUGGACCUCAAUGGCCUUGACAGUCUACCGUGAAAGUAUUUCAGCUGGUUUCACUCCUACCAUGGAAGUUGUUUCAGAAGUAUUGGGUUGCUUGCAAUUCCCUUUUGAUAUUUCCUUGAAAAGUGAAAAUGAAAAUUUGGGAGUCAGUGCUGACACACCAAGAUACCCCAAUCUUUUCUCUUUAGUUGAAGGAUUUGCAGAAUAUGACCCUCGUGCAUUUUCCCUACUGGAGGAAGCCGCCUCACUUGGAGUCGUUCCAGUUGUAUCUUUUAAGCAAAAUCCUCUUGUUGUCGAUGUGAAGACAUUGCAGAUUCAUACGGCUGAGGUAUACAUCUUGACAGUCUUAAAGGGCCUAAAACACCGACUUGCUGCUGGUGCAAAGUUGCCCAAUUUAACCAUCUUAUUGCCUGUCGAGAAAGCUCAGAUGGAAUCUCCUCAUGGAGAGAAAACACUCCAUGUUGCAGGAAGGUUGAGCCAGGCAGUUGCAGCAUUGUUAAGGCGGCUUGGCCUACCUUACCAGGGAAAUGAAUCAUAUGGGAAAAUCAGGGUAAGUGGGCUUGCCUUGAGAAGAUGGUUGCGGCCAAAGCUUGCUUCUCCUUAUAGUGGAAAACCGGGAGAGUUUGGUUUGUCUCAGCUACGGCUUGGCAGUGGGAUCACACACCAGCAGCGGAACAUUAGAACCGGUGAUCUCUCUUUGGAAUAGAGGAAGGUCUCACUAAGGGGAAAUCAGGAAAAACUGAAAAGCGAAAGCUAUGUACAUUCUGUGAAUGUAAACUGAUGCUCAGAGAUAAAAGUAGAGAAGCACACGGAAUCCUGUCGGAAAAUACUGGAGAUUGUUCCUUGUGGACCCCGAGAUGUAGCCCCAAGAUAAAUGAAUUGAAUCAGGCCUCCUUGUAUUGUUCUUUUGGGUAGACUGCAGAGUGAAGUAUCAUCCAAGGAACCUGUUUGUUCAAGACUAUGAACGACCGUUGACUGUGCACAGAUUUGCUGAUGCAGUUUUUAUCUUUGCCGCAUCAAGGUGUCAUGAAGACUGCUGACUUGGGGUCCUUCCAGUAAAUUUUUAUGAGAGUACUUGAAUUAGCUUGGUAGAAAGAGCCAGAGUGUAUUGCAUCUGUUUCUCUGGUGUUCUUAUGUAAGGAUUUGUCUACCACUGAGUAAUAUAUUUUCUGCUUAGUUGCGGCUUCUUUUC